CGGCCGCUCGGCCGUCAGUUGGGCGGCGGAGCCGUGAGGGGAGGACGCGCGGGGUCUGGGGGCGCGCAGACUUUGGGGGCGCGCAGAAUUUGGGGACUCGCAGACUUUGGGGAGCCGCCGUCGCCACCGGCGCCACGACCGGCACCGCCACCGGGCCCAGGGCCGCCACCGGCUCCGCGGCCGCCAUGGAGGCGCCGCCCGCGCCGCCCGCCGCACCCCCGGCGCCCUGCAGCGCCGCGCGGAGCCUGCAGGACGAGCUGACGUGCCCGCUGACGUGCCCGGUGUGCCUGGAGUACUUCAACGACCCGGUGCUGGUGGCCGAGUGCGGGCACAACUUCUGCCGCGCCUGCGUGACCCAGUGCUGGGAGGACUCGGCGCGGCGCCUGUGCUGCCCGCAGUGCCGCGAGCCGGUCCCGCAGCGCCUCUUCCGCCCUAACCGCUCGCUCGGCAACAUCGUGCACAUCGUCCGCCAGCUGGGGCUGCCGCCCGGCCCCGCCGAGCCGCCGCCGGGGCACGGCGAGCCGCUGCGGCUGUACUGCGUGCAGGACCGGCGCGCCGUGUGCGUGGUGUGCCACCUGUCCCGCGAGCACCGCGCCCACACCGUGCUGCCCGCCGAGGAGGCGGCCCACGCCGCCGAGGAGGUGCCCCAGGAGCACCUGAGCUCCCUGAGGAAAGGGCGCGAGGAGGCCAAGGCUGAGCGGGAGCGGCAGAGCGAGGAGCUGCUGAAGCAGACGGAGGUGGAGCGGCAGAAGAUCGUGGCCGAGUGCAAGGAGCUGCGGGCGUUCCUGGAGGAGAAGGAGCAGCUCCUGCUCUCCCGGCUGGAGGAGCUGGAGAGGGACAUUGGGCGCCGGAGGGACGAGAGCGUGGCCAGGCUGUCUGAGGACAUUGCCCAGCUGGACAAGCUCCUGGCAGAGCAGGGCGGGGACAGCGGGACAGGGAGCACACCUGGCGAGGGUGUUGUCCCAGCUGGUGGCAGCCUGGAGAGCUGGAUGUUCCUCAAGCCUGAGCCUGGCUUUUCUGAGCUGGAGAAGAAGCUGAAGAGUUUUUCCCAGAAGAGCGCAGUGCUCAAGGAGGUGCUGCUGGAAUUCAAGGAAAACCUGCGCUUUGAGCUGGAGAAUGACACAGGUGAGCUCUCGCUGGACCCCGACACGGCCAACCCUUACCUGGUGCUGUCGGAGGACAAGCGGAGCGUGCGGCUCCGCGGGGCUCCCCAGGAGCUGCCGGCUCACCCCAAACGCUUCGACUACGCCUUCUGCGUCCUGGCCUCCGAGGGCUUCUCCGCUGGCCGCCACUACUGGGAGGUGGAGGUGGGAGACGGGGAGAGCUGGGUGCUGGGCGCCGCCCGCGAGUCCGUGCGCCGCAAGGAGAAGGUCGACUUCGCCCCCGAGGAGGGGAUUUGGGCAGUGGGGCUCAACUGGAAGGGUAAAAAUUGGGAUCAGUACCAGGCGUUCACCUCUCCCGAGACGCCGCUGUCGCUCUGCGAGCGGCCGCGCAAGAUCGGGGUGUACCUGGACUACGAGGGCGGCUGGGUGGCGUUUUACAACGCUGACAACAUGGCUCCCAUCUUCACCUUCACCGCCGCCUUCUCCGAGAGGAUCUUCCCGUUUUUCUGGCUCUUUUACGUGGGCUCCUCGCUGUCCCUCUGCAACUGAGCCCGCCCCGCUCACUGGUGGUGUCCCCUCUCCCCUGCCAUCCUUAGGUUUUCCUUUGCUUCCAAGCAAAACGCCCCAAAUCCUGCCCUUGGCUGUUUAGGGGGCAUUUUUUUCCUGUUGCAGUUCAAAGUUUGGAGUCUUUUUACCCUUGAUAUUUUCCUCAGGGGCAUUGGUUGGUGAGGGGGUGCUACUUGAGCACCCCUUCCCUGUUGCUGGUUAAACACCCCUGUAGUUCAUUUUGUGUUUUUCUUUGGAGUUGGAAGCCCCGUGGAACAGGGAGAGGCCGAUCCCAUCCUACUUCGAAUAGUAGCCAAAGCUUUGUGUCCCCCCUCCCCCCUAAAAUGCUGUGUGGAGAGGAGGGGUGUCACCCCCCCCCAGUUUGGACACCAUUGCUUUGCAAGUCAUCUGUACCCAUCCCAUCCUGUCUCAUCCCAUUCCCCCUGGGGAAAGGGCCAAGCCCCUCCUGCUGUUGCUGAGUGAUCCCCCCCUCUCCUCUAUUGCCCCUCCCAUUGUCCCCCCUCCUUUUGUCCCCAUCUCCCCCAUUGCCCCCCAUCAACCCCUCCCUCUUUAUCUCCUCAUCUUCCCCACUGUCCCCCCACCAUUUCCCUUCUCAUCUCACCUUCUAUCCCCCUAAAUUCUGAGGCCCUGGAGUGCCAGGAUGCCAGCGAGGGGAUGUGGAUAUUUGGGGUCACCCCAAGCCCGGGCCGGGGGGGUUUUUGGGGGGGCUGGGGGUGGUUCUGUGUUCUUAGGUGUGAUCUCGCGCUUGCCCGCUCCCCUCGUGCCCUUGCCCCUGCUGCUGUUCGUGUCCUUUGCCCUGUCACUGUUAGUGGGGAAAUAAAAGUUGCUGUGCAAAAAAAAAAAAA
Messenger RNA from Passer montanus (Eurasian tree sparrow), 2515 nucleotides. Its product is annotated as E3 ubiquitin-protein ligase TRIM7-like. NCBI's taxonomy places the organism in Eukaryota, Metazoa, Chordata, Aves, Passeriformes, Passeridae. The record is from RefSeq and is a predicted model, not a curated record. Gene Ontology annotation, molecular function: protein binding; zinc ion binding.